Toxotes jaculatrix (banded archerfish) is the source of this 1386-nucleotide messenger RNA. RefSeq names its product V-set and Ig domain-containing protein. Bases 98 to 961 code for a protein of 287 amino acids. Lineage: Eukaryota; Metazoa; Chordata; Actinopteri; Toxotidae. Gene Ontology annotation, biological process: regulation of actin cytoskeleton organization; regulation of bone resorption; regulation of osteoclast development. The transcript has 3 exons. Gene Ontology annotation, cellular component: plasma membrane. The record is from RefSeq and is a predicted model, not a curated record.
AACACACACGCAGUGCUGUGUCUCGUGGUCCUGAGUCACACACACUCACACACUCACAUCAUACCUUGAUGUGCAGUUUCCUCAGUCUCGUCUCAGGAUGGACGUCUGCUUGGUCUGCAGCACUUUGCUGUUUUCUGUUAUAGGAGUCCUCGGCUCCGGAGACGACGGCUGGUCCAUGAACCUGCAGCCGGAGGUACGAGCCAUCGAGGGUUACCCGGUGGUGCUGCCCUGCACCUUCAGCCACCCGCAGCACUCCCAGCAUUCCUCCCUGCAGGUGUUGUGGCGUCUGGGUCACGGUCAGGGCGCCACCGUCCUAUACCGCUGCACCAGCCGGCCGGGGGCCCCCACCUGCGAGCCGGGGCCCCAGCAGGACCAGCGCUACCGGCUGGAGGGCAACCCGAGGGAGCACGACCUGUCACUGCGCAUCAGCAGCGCCACCCUGCAGGACAGCGGACGCUACUACUGCAGAGUGGAAGUUCAGGGACGAGAACACAUCAGCUUCGAGGACAAGAUGGGAACCAGACUGAGAGUGGAGGCUCCUCCAAAGAUCCUGGCUCUGUCAGUGGAGGGCAGUGAGCAGUCCGGUUACAGAGCCCUGUGUCGGGUCCAGGGCUCCCCGCUGCCGGACGUCCAGUGGCUCGGCCCGGACGACCUGCUGGAGGGUUCAGAGGUCGGCCCGCUGGCUCAGGGCACCGCGGCUCACUACCACACCGUCAGCCAGCUGAGGGACGUGGAGCCGGGCCAGCAGUACACCUGCAGCGCCUCCAACCCGCUGGGCAAAGAGCAGGCCACCCUGUACGUCCUGCCCCCCCGACCCCCGCUGUCUGUGGCAGGGGCAUCUCCUCCUCUUCUGCUCCUCCUGUCAGUGUCUCUGGGGGCAAAGGUCAUCCUGAUGGUGGGGCUGGGAGUGUGGAUGGUGCAGGGAGGAGCUCUGCAGGGACUCAGCUGCUCGUGGAAGUAACUGCUCUGAUUUAAUGUCUGUACUUUAAGCAACACUUUAUAAGUAAGUUAUUUAGCAUCAAACAUCUUUAUUUUUAAUUAAAAUAAAGAUGGACUCUGAUCUCAGUGCUUGUUAAUGUGUAUGUUUCCAGCUCUAACUCAGAGGAGUCAGAUUGUUAAUCAGAGGAGGUUCUGUAUAAUCACAGCAUCAGUGACAGCAGAGUAAAGCACUGUAAUAUAUGAUCAUAAUAUUCUAUAGAACACAAAAUAUGUUAGAAUUGACUGAGAAAUAGUGCAUUAUUAAACACUUCCAGCUACAGUAUAAAUCAUUUCUUAAAAUGUAUUAAAUGUUUGCUCAAAGCUCAGAAAUGCUAAACGACAAAAGCUCGAUUUUACAGUUUCAGACGCCAUUUUGUCCUGAUGAACAAGCAAUAAAGUUCUGAUGAA